Microthlaspi erraticum is the source of this 597-nucleotide messenger RNA. NCBI's taxonomy places the organism in Eukaryota, Viridiplantae, Streptophyta, Magnoliopsida, Brassicales, Brassicaceae. The record is from the annotation of a GenBank genome assembly.
AUGAGCAGCGAGAAGAAAGGUUUAGAUGAGAUACAUAGAAAAGACAGUAGUACAGCAUCUCCAGCUUCAUGCUGCACCGCGGAACGAGAAGAUCCGUCUGAAGUAAUGGAAAUGGCAGCUGAAUGUUUACUCCAAAUCUCAGCGGUUUCACUCGAUCAAAGUCAGGAUAACGUGUCACUCAAGCCUAGAUCAAGACCUAACAGCUCAUCUCAAGAUCAAGAACCGAGUUGUUCUUACGAUUCAUUUGAGCUUCACACUUUAGGAAUCACCGAAACCAUCCCUGAAGAUAUCUGUAGUGUGCCAUUAUCAAAGGGCAAAGAUGAUGAAUAUAAUAACAAGAAAGAAGUUGGAGUAGUCAAGGUGAGAAGAGGAAGGAGGAUGAAGAAUUUCCAAAAGGAGAUACUCCCGGAACUUUUAUCGCUUUCUAGACACGAGAUCCGUGAAGAUAUGAACAUAUUGGAGACUGUUUUGAGGUCUAGAGAAUAUAAGAAGAUGGAUCAUGGGAAGAGUAAAGAUGGAAAAUGCAAACCAAGCCAGAGAAACAACAAAGAUUCGACUAAGAGGUAUAUAGGUAGAAGAAGGAGAGGAACAAAAUGA